Galdieria sulphuraria is the source of this 660-nucleotide messenger RNA. Its product is annotated as U6 snRNA-associated Sm-like protein LSm1. Gene Ontology annotation, biological process: deadenylation-dependent decapping of nuclear-transcribed mRNA. The transcript is spliced from 2 exons. The record is from RefSeq and is a predicted model, not a curated record. NCBI's taxonomy places the organism in Eukaryota, Rhodophyta, Bangiophyceae, Galdieriales, Galdieriaceae. Gene Ontology annotation, molecular function: RNA cap binding. Bases 97 to 558 code for a protein of 153 amino acids. Gene Ontology annotation, cellular component: P-body; Lsm1-7-Pat1 complex.
AUUACAUUGUGUUGUUUUUAGAUCGAUAGGAAAUUUGUGCAGUUUGUUUUGGAUUAUAUUGUGCAACGAUCGUUUUGGAUACCGAAAUAGAAAGGCAUGAAUGACUUGUCUCAGUGGUCCAUAUCCAAAGACUCCAACUUGGAUAGUCCUUGGAUAGAAGGAAUACCGGGUUGUGGCAUACCUGGGGCUGGAAGUCUUGUAGAACAUAUCGACCGACAAAUUCUUGUACUCCAACGCGAUGGUCGCUAUAUAGUCGGUUUGCUUCGUUCUUAUGAUCAAUAUGCGAAUUUGGUAUUGGAAAAUACCUUUGAACGCUUUGUAUUGAACGAUUCCUAUUGUGACGAACCUUUGGGAGUAUUUAUCAUUCGAGGAGAGAACGUUGCCCUAUUAGGAGAGGUGGAUGGAGAAAAGGAAAGUCAGUGGCUAUCCCAUUUGCAUACGGUUUCCUUGGAAGAUACCAAAAAGACUAUUCGAGGAAAACGACAAGCAACAAAGGCACUUUUGCAUAGCCAGCCAGAACGAGUUGAAUGGACUUUCUACGAUGAUGCCUUUUUUUAGACGACGACUGAUAGUCUGCUUAUCCCAAUUGCUGGAUAACUAAAGAUAUCUCAUUCACUGGGGUUUUUACAGGUUGAGAGACAAAAUAUUCCAAGAUAGAAA